UUAGCGGGGCACCAAAGGGAAUUGCAUUGCACCAGCCAAGUUCAUUGCACCCAGGGGGAUCAUUGCAGCAGGGGAGUUCAUUGCACCAAGGGGAUUGCAGUGCAACAGGGCAUUUCCCAAGAAUGGGGGAGAAGAUAAAGCGCCACUUUGUUGAGGAUCGGGUGGUGGUGAUCGACCCUCUUCCCUUUACCUGGAGGGUGAAAGGGCCUGGACCUCACUACUGUCUGGAUAUGAAGAUGUCUCGACUCAAACAACUGGCGUUCGCCUUUGAAUUUGGAUCUGUGGACCCCAGGCAAUCGUUCCCAGUGACUGAAUUUCCUGCAAGGAUCGUUAAACUUGACAUCUCUUUAAAUGAGCUGGAAGAACUGCAACCUGAAGCGCUUUUUGCUUUUGAGAGUCUCUCUGAAUUGGAUGCAUCCCUCAACGCUUUAGGCGGCAUCCCGGGGAUUGGCGUUCUUCCCAACCUCACUGUAUUGAACCUCAGCUACAACGUGCUGAGCGACGUGAGAGAUUUAGGGAGCUGCACUCACCUGCUUGUCCUGAACUUGUCUCACAAUCAAGUGCGGACCCUCGAGCACAUGCCCCUCCUGAGUAACCUGACGCGGCUUCACUUAGGGUCCAACAAGCUGAGCUCCUUGGAAGGCGUGCAGAAUCUGCCCCAGCUCUGCGAACUCUACAUCCAGAGGAACCGGGUUUCCAGCCUGCUGCCCCUCUCCUCCUCCCUGGUCCUCAACAUACUGGAUGCUUCCAGCAACAAGAUUGCCUGCCUGCAGUAUACCCUGCAUGUGCUCAGGGGGCUUGGCAGACUGAGACACCUCAAACUUCAGGGCAACCCGCUGGCUCGGGAUAAUUGCUACGCCACUGCAAUCAAACAGGCCACGGCCGUGGAGACCCUGGACGAUGUGCUUCUUAGAGACCCGCCGCGCUGCUCCGCGCUGUCCUCGUUCAGUUGGGCCCUGCUCGGGGAAUCGGUGGCCGGUGUGAUGAACUCAAGCCAAACCAAGGAGGAUCUGAAAACAUCAGCGAGGAGGAUCUUCCUGGAGAGACUACAGCACAAGAGAGAUGACACAGAGAGCGCCGUCCAUCACCUCCACAGCAGAAUACUGGACCUGCGAGAAGAUUUGGCAGAAUAUGAAGACACUCUCAAAACAGAAAUGGACGGCUGUAUAAGAUACAUAGAUGCUCUCCCACCUAAGCAUUUCCAGGGGCUGACUAACCCUGACACGAUCCCGAAUGCCAUGGAGAAGUUCCUGUUCACCAAAUUCUGGCAGAGGUGGCAGCAAGGCCAAAGGAAACCAGCCAACCUUCCCUAUAAAGCACUGACCAAGCCAGAUGAGGUGCUUCAAGCCGCCGCUCAGCUCCUCUCAAACCCACCGCCCGGUGAUGCCGACGCUUGA
Molecule: messenger RNA, 1397 nt
Organism: Alligator sinensis (Chinese alligator)
Lineage: Eukaryota; Metazoa; Chordata; Crocodylia; Alligatoridae
Product: adenylate cyclase-like
Exons: 10
Coding region: 123-1397 (424 amino acids)
Molecular function (GO): protein binding
Source: RefSeq, a predicted model, not a curated record